GAAGGCGGAAGCGAAAUGGACUGUUUCAUGUUCCGGGGUCACUAUUCUGCUUUUUCUUUUUUAUAGCACGAAGCUAAUUAACCUUAGGCGUAUUGGUAACAUUGACACAUAAACAGCCUCGUGCUGCAGUCGCUGAAAACAAUGCAGGGUGUAAAGCUGAUCCUGGUCCUGGCGAUGGUGCUUUUCGUUUCUUUGCACGGUGCCGAUUCAGCCCGGGCUCGCAAAGACUUCGGCAGCCAGAACAGUUUCAGACGGGUGGCGAACGCUUUUUACCAAACCCUGAGCAGCAUUUUCGGAGAGGACAAUAUCAGGGCUUUAUAUAAGUUUUUCAGUAAGACAACUGAGCGCUUUGUCCAUGGAGUUGACUCGUUCUUGGACACUGUGUGGAAGAUUUGGACAGACCUGUUGGAUGUUCUGGGAAUUGAUUCAUCCAACUUGAGCCACUACUUCAGUCCCGCCUCCGUUGCCAGCUCGCCAGCGCGGGCCCUGCUAUUGGUGGCCGCCGUGCUGCUUGCCUAUUGGCUGCUGUCACUCUUCCUGGGCAGCCUGUUCUACGUGCUGCGGCUGGCGUUUGGCCGCUUCUUCUGGCUGGUGCGUGUAGCUCUCUUUGCUCUCUCCUGCCUCUAUAUCCUGCACAAGUUCGAGGGUGACCCGGAGCGCGCCGUGCUGCCGCUGUGUGCCGUCAUGGCCGUCUACUUCAUGACGGGGCCCGUUGGGGCCCACUGGCGCCGGGGAGGCGGCAGCUCGUUGGAAGAAAAGAUCGACCACCUGGAAACCCAGGUCCGGCUGCUCAACAUCCGCCUCAGCCGGGUCAUCGACAACCUGGAGCGUUCUGCUGACCAGUAGAUUGCCAUGCAUUAGGGAUAUGGGGGGCUGGGGUGGGGGGGUGGGUUACUGCAAUAUACUGAAUUUAUGGGCUUGAAUCUGGGGGGGGGUGGGGGUGGGGGGGAUUGUUUCUAAACUUUCCAAACCACGACAGGGACCUACAGGACAUAGAUGUUCAGUACAGUAUGGCGUAUCUCAGUAUUAGUGUAGUGUUGCAAAGCACAGUGAAGGUGUGUCAGAGGACGGAUGUAUGGAAGAUCAGGAAGGUGGUCAUGGAAGCUCUUAGAGUACUAAUGAGGGGAAGGUAACAGCACUGCAGUGUUUACCGACAGCCUGUGAUCGAUGUUUCCUCAGCCAGAGGAAAUGACUGGCUGGAUUUUUCAGAGUGUCUGUCAUGUAGCCCCACACAGUGAAAGCCGCUCUGUCCUCCAUGUUUACUUUACCGCAUCUUACGUUCUUUUCCAACAUAACAACACUAUAAUGGCACAUACACUCUGACACGGCCUGGCUGUUUUAUACCACCCAAAGGCCACCAAGUCUCAGCUUGUUUUCAUUGUUAAUUUUUUUUUCUUUUUUAAAUUUGGUAAAUUGUGCAUUUUUGCUUUCCAAGAUGAUUGUCAGGAAUGGAAUGGAAAGUUAAAAGUGGUAGAUGCUGCAUUGUAAUGAAAAUCGUGUUACUACUGGAAAGCUAGACAUGCUUCUGUAUUGCUGUUCACAUUCUUGAAGGACUGUAGGUUAACAUUAGUAAUUAUUUCUUUAUUAUUGCUCUCUGGCUGUUCCAUGUUCUCCUCUACUCCUAGAACUUGUAUGAUAGUCUUUUGAUUUUGAAAAUCAGGUUUAUCUUAACAGCUCAGAAGAAGCACCCUUGUAUAAAAGUCCAGUUCUGUUUUAAAACUCAAGUUUAAUUACAGCCAACAGUCAUUCCAGUGUAUUUCUGUCUGGUCUUUUAUUAAAGUCAGUUUAUGAUGAAGCAGAGUGUGGUGAGGUCAGUACAUUCCAUUUAUCAACCGCAGUAGUCGAGGUCUCUGUUGUUAGUAAUGGAUUUUAUUUUUCUUUUUUGCUCGUAAUAGAUUGCUUUCUCUGGACAGUGCUGAGAAACAGCAAGCCAUCCUGAAUGAACUGUCAAUGUUCCUCCAUAGCAAUAGAUUUCUCCAGGUUAAUUUCAGGUCUUUUUUAGUCAUGGACCAAUAGGAGGGCUGGUCCUUCUGUGUGUGUAUGUGUAUGAGAGAGAGAGAUUGUCAAGCUGACCUAGGAAGUAUUUAUGUUACACCUGCAUGUGUAUAAAUGAGUAAAAUGAUUGAAAUGUAAAACUGCUAACAUGAUCUAGACUUGUCUCGCACGAUUCUGAUGCACUGUGUGGAAACGCAGACUUUUAAGAAGCACAGGGUUACACGUCAUCUGUCAGCCAUGUGUAAUGAGGUUAAAGGAACAUUCUCAACAUGCAAACCCCAUAAAGUUUGACUCCACAGGGUUAAAUCAUAGCAAAUCUGUUACACGUUCCAAAUACCGGAGGAAGGAAUUCGUUAAAUAUUGCUUAUAAGAAUCUCUUGUAGCACCUUGUAUUUGCUGAAUUGCUGUUGGGAAGCACUGCACCUGUGUUUCACACAGUAAGUUUGUGUUUUAAGGUGUAAAUCAUGAGAGUGUAGCUGUCAACUCCUUUUAGAUUCAAAGCUCUUAAAGGCAGCUGCAUACCCUGGGAAUGGAUUUGGUUGGCCUUAGAUUGAAUUCAUUUAGCACUGGGAACAAUGCAUUUAAUGUGUUCCAGGCACAAAUUAGUCAGAUUUUAGCUGGCUAUUCAUUUUAUAUAGAUAUUUGUUAUGUAUAUUUAACAUAUAUGGUCUAUGUGUAAUAACACGACAGUUUAUUUUUAGACAUUUCAGAGGGUAAGCUGAUUAAACUCUACACAUAUUGAAGACCUUAUCAAUAUAUGUGUUAGUGGGUCAAACCAUGAUAGUGAAGUUAAAGAUUUCCAUGUUAUAUUACACCUUAGCAUUGAGCAAAAAUGUAGGCCUCCAUUUUUAUUUACUCUCAGCUUCACAGCAGUUUCAGCUGGCUCAGUGACAGAUAUCUAUGUAGUUUUCAAAAAUUUUACAGUAACAAGAUAUACUAGUAAUGUGGCAGGAGAACUUCAAGCUUGUUAUAGCAGUGCUGGUUAAGUCAAUGUGUCCAGUACAGCUUAGUUUAUAAGCAGAAAUGCUAAACAAGAUUUGCCAGGGAAGCAGCCCCACCCGUUUUGGUGGGUGUAAUACAAGUACAGUAAGACAGCUACAGUAGCUCAUUGCACGGUGACACGCUUGGCUUAAGGUGACCAAGUAGCCUUGCGUUGCUGUUGCAUCUCAAAUCACAUGUGCAUGCCUCUGUAUUUAUAUUUACUAUCGACUAAGGAGAUCUUUAGCGUUUUUGUCCAGAUUCUUGUUUUUCAUCAUGUGCUACUGUGGAAAUGUGUAAGAUCUCUGCUUAUUCAUGAAUCCAUGUUGAAUUUUAUAUUGGCUUUUCUUAAAGCUUGAAUUAAUUUUAGCUCUAUUUUUCAAAGGCCUGUCAAAUUAGGGGUUAAAAAUAGUAACUGUAAGCAAAUAAAACUAGAUCAUUUUCAUAAAAAUAUUAUCUAUCAAGAGUUUUUAUUAAAAUGUUAGAUAUUCUUUAAAUCUAAGGGAUUCCACAGUACUUGAUUGAAGACAUUGAGCCAAAUUCUGUAACGAGUGUGGUCCUUCAUCAAAAGGAUUAUACUCAUCUCUGGCUUUUGUCCUUUCACUUAAAUUUAAUAUCUCAGGCAUCUUUGUGCUCAUUAUUAAACAAGAAUAUUAUUGUAUAUAGUAAGAGUAUUUUUCCUUUGUUUUCAAGAACCUCUGCUGUUAUCAUUUCAUUCUCAACCAUGGGGAAAUUUACUGUAUAUGCUACAGUUUGAUAUAUUUUAGCAUCUGAAUUGUGGCCAGAAAUGCUGUGUGAAAUAUAAAUGUAAAUGGGGGGUGCCCAGUCCGAAGGCUGAACCAAUAUUCCCAUAAGGUGCCAUUAGAGGGCGACCUGCCCUACUCUCUGUCCAGGCCAUCGAGUUCAUACUGAAAUCAGCAUUGCAUGUGGAUUACUCUGACAUGCUUGUUACCUGGUCCUUUUUCUGUUAAAUUUUUGCUACUGCUUUGCAUGUUUGGCCUUUUCGUUCUGUGCAUAGUGAAACAGCUUUUUGUGAUAGUGUGACAUUAGGGUCCUCCUAUUAGAUUCUGAAAUUCUUAAAGAUUAAGAAGUUGAUAUUUGGAAGUCUUUGGAUAGUAUUUUAAAUGUUUCAGUGCUGUAGAAACAUGACCAUUUAAAAAUGAAAAAUGGCUUAAAAAUAAAAGCAGUUAAUCCACAGGGUAGUAGUGUUAUGCUUUCCUAGUUUCAUCAGUUAAGCUGUGGAGCUCCCAGGCAAUAAGCUUCAUUUUUGCAUCUCUUGUGCUAUGUAGCUGCUGGCUGUCGCAACAACACUUUUCAUGUGCGUGUUAGUGUAUGCAAGAAAGCAGGCCUAUUAGUUGUAUUUUGAAGAGCUGAUUAUUUCUCUGCAUAUUGCACUGUAGUAUAGAGACCAGGGUUAAUUUGUUCUGCUGGUGUGAGGUUCAACCAAAGUAUCAUUUCAGAAUAUUUGCAAGUAUUCAGGUUUUGAAGUAGUGUGUGAAGGACUGCUAUUUAAAGAAGGGAAGUAUUGACACUGUAAAUGAAAUAAAGGAGAGUAGCAUACUGUGAGAAUCAGCACAAAGAGACAACUUCUUUGACAAAUACACCUUAAAUGUGCUAUUGCCAAUAUUCAUUUCCUCAUUCACUCUUUUUUUCUCACUGAAACACUGAAUUUUGUGUUUAAAACUUUGAAAUAGCAAGUACUUCUGUUUUUUGUAUGUUUUCUUCUUUUGAUAUGAAAAUUUCCAGUAUUUGUGGUUUUGGGAGUGGUAUAUCUAAUGCCUGCUGUUGACUACUGAUGUGUUAUGAGUGUUGUGAUAUGAAGGUAUAAUUUUAAAGUGAAGUAGAGGCUUGGAAUUGAAUUAAAUUACUUUAUCAUUAC
Messenger RNA from Paramormyrops kingsleyae, 4852 nucleotides. It is a transcript of the gene bri3bp, whose product is annotated as bri3 binding protein. Lineage: Eukaryota; Metazoa; Chordata; Actinopteri; Osteoglossiformes; Mormyridae. The record is from RefSeq and is a predicted model, not a curated record. Gene Ontology annotation, cellular component: mitochondrion.